This is a messenger RNA of Prunus armeniaca (apricot), 870 nucleotides long. The record is from the annotation of a GenBank genome assembly. Lineage: Eukaryota; Viridiplantae; Streptophyta; Magnoliopsida; Rosales; Rosaceae.
AUGGAUCACAUGACAUUUGAUCUUAGCGAACUUAUUAGUCGCAAAUUUUCCACUUCGUUGGUGGUGUCUAAUGCUGAUGAUACCCACUCCCUUGUGGUUGGGGAGGGCUCUUUAUAUCUCUCUACUUCUGUAUUGCUUGUUCCAUCUUUGGACCAUAACUUGUUGUCUGUUGCACAACUUACUACUACUCUGGGGUGUACUGUAACAGUUGGCGGAAUCACUGUGUUUUUCAAGACUUUCUCACGGGAAAGACGAUUGGUUGUGGUACUCAACAAGGCAAACAAUACUACUUGGGCUGGGCACCGGAUAGUGAGACCAAGAUUGGUUAAGCUUUCACAACAAGACUUCAAAUGUAAUAUGUGUGAAUUGGCUAAGAGCCAUCAUGUCCUGUUCCCAUUAAGUUCAAAUAAGAGUUUGGUUCUGUUUUCUCUUGUUCAUUAUGAUGUUUGGGGACCUGCUAAAAUUGCCAUUCCGACAAGAGCUCGAUGGUUUGUCACAUUUAUAGAUGAUUGCACACGCAUGACUUGGGUUUUCCUUCUCAAAAAGAAAGGGGAAGGCAGCUCCAGGUUUCAACAAUUCCAUCAAAUGGUGGAGACUCAGUUUCAUGCCAGAAUUCAGGUUCUGCGUUCUGACAGUGGCGGAGAAUUUCUCAACUAUGAUCUUAACCAGUUCUUACAAGAUCAUGGCAUCAUACAUCAACGCUCAUGCCCCUACACUCCCGAACAUAAUGGAGUGGCUAAAAGAAAGAACAGACAUUUAUUGGAAGUAGUUUGUGCCUCUCUCUUUAGUGCCAAUAUGCCUCGAUCUUUUUGGGGAGAAGCCGUCGUCUCUGCUGCAUACUCAUCAGUCGGAUUACCUUUAGUAUCCUAA